AAGGUAGGUGCUUCCCUUUUCCCCCCUCACACUGAGGUGGGGCUGGGACCUCCGGACCCAGCUUCUCACCUCGUGGGGUGCACCUUUUUCGGCUCCAGCAGCCGAUGCGCAUCGGAGCCGCUCUCUGCAGAGCCAGAGGGCGGGUGGGCUUCUCGGUGUGCGCCUAAGAGAAUGGAUCGUAGGUCCCGGGCUCAGCAGUGGCGCCGAGCUCGCCACAACUACAACGAUCUGUGCCCACCUAUCGGCCGCCGGGCAGCCACCGCGCUCCUCUGGCUCUCCUGCUCCAUCGCGCUCCUCCGCGCCCUUGCCACCUCCAACGCCCGCGCCCAGCAGCGCGCGGCCGCCCAGCAGCGCCGGAGCUUCCUUAACGCCCACCACCGCUCCGGCGCCCAGGUGUUCCCCGAGCCCCCCGAAUCUGACCACGAGCACGAGGAGGCAGACCUCGAGCUGUCCCUCCCCGAGUGCCUAGAGUACGAGGAAGAGUUUGACUACGAAUCCGAGAGCGAGACCGAGACCGAGUCUGAAAUCGAAUCCGAGACCGACUUCGAGACCGAGCCUGAGACCGCCCCCGCCACUGAGCCCGAGACCGAGCCCGAGGACGAGCGCGGCCCCGUGGUGCCCAAGCACACCACCUUCGGCCAAUCUCUCACCGAGCGUCUGCACGCUCUGAGACUGCGGAGCCCCGACGCCUCCCCGAGUCGCGCGCAGCCCAGCACUCAGGAGCCCCAGAACCCCAGGCAGGGGGAGGAGCCCGAGCCCGAGCCCGAGGACAAGGAUCCGAGGGACCCCGAGGAGUCCGAGGAGCCAAAGGAGGAGGAGAAGAAGCAGCAGCGCCGCUGCAAGCCGAAGAAGCCCACCCGCCGCGACCCAUCCCCGGAGUCCCCUUCCAAAAGGGGACCCAUCCCCAUCCGGCGUCACUAAUGGAGGACGCCGUCCAGAUUCUCCUUGUUUUCUUUGAC
This is a messenger RNA of Lynx canadensis (Canada lynx), 959 nucleotides long. RefSeq names its product neuroendocrine secretory protein 55. Gene Ontology annotation, biological process: response to parathyroid hormone. The transcript has a single exon. The record is from RefSeq and is a predicted model, not a curated record. Lineage: Eukaryota; Metazoa; Chordata; Mammalia; Carnivora; Felidae. Bases 172 to 921 code for a protein of 249 amino acids.